AUGCCACCCCCCACAACAACCCCAACCCUCCUCGCCGAACAGGGCCUGUCCCCCGUCCCCCGCUCCCUCACCACCCUCCUAACCACCCGCCCAAACCCCCAACCCUCCACCCCGAUCCCCUUCUCCUCCCUAAACCCCCUCCCCUCAACCCUCCUCAUAGACAUAAUAACAACCUACGCCCGCACACACCUCCCCCGCCAAACCUACUCCCACAGCAUGCGCGUCUACUACUUCGCCCUCGCGAUCCUGUCCCAACACUUCCCGGAAUGGCACAGCGCCCUAUCCAAGGAGACGCUCCUCCUGACGUGCUUGUUGCACGACAUCGCCACCACCCCCGAAGCUAUGGCGUCCACUUACCUCUCCUUCGAGUUCGCCGGCGGGUAUACCGCGCUGAACCUCCUCGCGGCGCUGCACGCCCCGCUCGUGCAGAGGGAGAGCGUCGCGGAGACGAUUAUUCGGCAUCAGGACCUCGGGGAGUCGGGGAUGGUGUCCCGCCUCACGGCGCUUGUGCAUUUCGCGACGGUGUUGGAUAAUGUGGGGUUGAAUGCGGAGUUGGUGCAUCGGGAUACGGUGCAGGGGGUUGUGGAGAAGUGGCCUAGGGAGGGGUGGACGGGGUGUUUUGCGGGGGUUGUGAGAGCGGAGGUGGAGGGAAAGGGGUGGGCGAAUACGACGAGGAUCGAGGGGUUUGCGGAGAUGGUGGAGGGGAAUGAGGUUAUGAGGGAGUGGGAUUGA
Molecule: messenger RNA, 732 nt
Organism: Zasmidium cellare ATCC 36951
Lineage: Eukaryota; Fungi; Ascomycota; Dothideomycetes; Mycosphaerellales; Mycosphaerellaceae
Exons: 2
Coding region: 1-732 (243 amino acids)
Source: RefSeq, a predicted model, not a curated record